GGGGCGGGGCUUCCGGCGGUGCGCUAGGUCAUCCGGUGUCUUGGCCCGGUCGUCCUUCCCUCGGCACGUGUCCUCCCCGCGAUGCUUCCCCUGCUGCGCUGCGUGCCCCGCGCCCUGGGCGCCGCUGCUACGGGCCUCCGCGCCGCCGUCCCCGCCUCGCCGCUCCGGCAGCUGCUGCAGCCCGCGUCCCGGCCGUGCCUCCGGCCCUUCGGGCUGCUCAGCGUACGAGCGGGCUCCGCGCGGCGCUCCGGCCUCCUGCGGCCCCCGGCGCCCUGCUCGUGCGGAUGUGGAGCUCUGCACACCGAGGGAGACAAAGCAUUUGUAGAAUUCCUGACGGAUGAAAUUAAGGAAGAGAAGAAAAUCCAGAAGCAUAAGUCCCUUCCCAAGAUGUCUGGAGAUUGGGAGCUGGAAGUGAACGGGACGGAGGCUAAAUUAUUGCGCAAAGUUGCUGGAGAAAAGAUCACUGUCACUUUCAACAUUAACAACAGCAUCCCUCCAACAUUUGAUGGUGAAGAGGAGCCCUCACAAGGGCAGAAGGCUGAAGAACAGGAGCCAGAACUGACAUCAACUCCCAAUUUUGUGGUUGAAGUCACAAAGAGUGAUGGCAAGAAGACCCUUGUACUGGACUGUCACUAUCCUGAGGAUGAGAUUGGACAAGAAGAUGAGGCCGAGAGUGAUAUUUUCUCUAUCAAGGAGGUUAGCUUUCAAGCCACUGGUGACUCUGAAUGGAGGGAUACUAACUACACUCUCAACACGGACUCCCUGGACUGGGCCUUAUAUGACCACCUGAUGGAUUUCCUUGCCGACCGCGGGGUGGACAACACUUUUGCAGAUGAGUUGGUGGAGCUCAGCACAGCCCUAGAGCACCAAGAAUAUAUUACCUUUCUCGAAGACCUCAAAAGUUUUGUCAAGAGCCAGUAGAACUGUCAGAGACUGAGGGCUUUCAUUUAAAUGGCAAGUGUUGGCCAGUGAACAGAAGCUGCCUUGACCUCAGAAUCAUGCUUUGAAGUGGCUGUCAUCCUAAUGUCAUGGGAGGAAGAAAGCAGGUUUACAUUAUUGCUGUUACGCUUCCAGUUGCUAUUCAUUUGGGUAUUUUCUCCUGUAUAAAUCUAUUGUUAGCAGAUUUUUGUAUAACAUAAUGAUGGACAAUAAAAUUGAUUUUAUCUCCUCCAA
Onychomys torridus (southern grasshopper mouse) is the source of this 1173-nucleotide messenger RNA. It is a transcript of the gene C1qbp, whose product is annotated as complement C1q binding protein. Gene Ontology annotation, biological process: cytosolic ribosome assembly. The coding region runs from base 82 to 921 and encodes 279 amino acids. Gene Ontology annotation, cellular component: mitochondrial matrix. The record is from RefSeq and is a predicted model, not a curated record. The transcript is spliced from 6 exons. Lineage: Eukaryota; Metazoa; Chordata; Mammalia; Rodentia; Cricetidae.